UGUGUUUUGAUUUCCUAUAAAAACUUUAACAAUAUUUAUCUUUGCAAGACGAUUAUAAAAGUCUGGGCUCCCAAGUACUGUAUGUGACUGAUAAGUUGGUUAUUUGAGUCUUGAGAAAAUAUGAGAAAUGUCCUAAACAAUAUGAGAGAUGUCCUAAACAGUAUGAGAGAUGUCAUCAAAAGUUUUUUAAUAUAUGAUAAAAAGAUGUCAUCUGAAGUUGCGGCAGAUGAUCAUCCACCGGAGCCACCAUCACUUCCCGAAGAAGUCUUCUUGGAUUGCGUAGUACGUGAACCAAGAACUGACUAUCCCAUUCUCUCACUUGUUUCAGAGAAGUUCCGGUCUCUCGUUACGUCGCCUAAGGUAUACAAGUUACGAUCUCUUUUAGGCUACAAGGAACACUGUCUCUAUGUUGCUAUCUCUAAGAACCAAACCUCUACUAUCCGCUGGUAUACUCUUGGUCGGAAACCCAACAACAACCUUCGGUUAGUCCCUGUCCCUUCACUCCCUCCGAUGCCUUUACAUGCAAGCUACGUGGUCUCAGGUUCGAGUAUAUAUGUCAUGGGUGGAUUUCACCGUUGGGGGUUGAUCACUCCGCGUGUGUCACGCAUCGAUUGUGUGUCUCACACGGUUCAGCCUCUUCCUAGGAUGCCAAAGGCGGUAGCUGGUUCGGUCUCCAAACUCGUGGACCGGAAGAUAUAUGUGAUUGGAGGGUCUGAUACUCGCUCACCGAAGCUGAAGUCAUUUUCUAAAAGGAUCAUGGUGUUUGAUACUGAAGCAAAAACGUGGAAGGUUAAAAGGAGGCCAAAUUGGAAAGUGGGACAGAAGUGGCUUAGUAGCGUGGAGAUGGCGGGUAAGAUUUACAUGAGGAGUUAUUCCAACAGCUAUGUGUAUGAACCAAAGAAAGGUAAGUGUAAACUGGACCCGAUCUUGCACUCCAAGGAGUGGUCCAAUUCAUGCGUUAUAGACGAUGUAUUGUACUACUAUGAUGUUCGUAAGAAUUGUUUAAGAGCUUACGAUCUAAAGAAAAGGGCUUGGGGAGUAGUGAAGGGUGUGGAAUUAGGACCAUUUGAGGAUGGUUCAUGGUCACGCACCGCGAGUUACGGUAGAAAAUUAGCUGUGUUUUUGCAGAAAGCAGUAGCCGUGACUGAGACUACAGAGAUUUGGUAUGCAGAGGUUGUGGUUAAAAGGCACCAAAGAGGAGAAAUUUGGGGAAAUGUAAAAUGGUAUGGACUUGUGCUUGAUGGAAAAUCUUGCAUUAUGGAUUGUCUAGCAGUCAAAAUGUAAUGUUUGGACUAUGUAUUGGUAAUUUUUAAGUAGUCAUCAUCUCCUUGAGGUUUCUAUGCUAAUGAUUGUCUUCUUCUUUCUUUUUUUUUUUUUGUUACCGUGGAUACACAGUGAAAUGUGAAUUCAUGUUCUAUAUAGUAGUUUGGGUCUAGACCUAGUUUGAUUAUCAUAAAACUAGCUUGUGUUUCCAAAUUUUCUAGGUUUUACCAGACAAUAUUUGGUAAUGGGUUUCGCUUGUAUCUACUCUAAUGUUUCUGCAUUUUAAUAAAAAGCUGAUUUUUAUGGA
Messenger RNA from Capsella rubella, 1570 nucleotides. RefSeq names its product F-box/kelch-repeat protein At4g38940. NCBI's taxonomy places the organism in Eukaryota, Viridiplantae, Streptophyta, Magnoliopsida, Brassicales, Brassicaceae. The coding region runs from base 121 to 1284 and encodes 387 amino acids. Gene Ontology annotation, molecular function: protein binding. The record is from RefSeq and is a predicted model, not a curated record. The transcript has a single exon.